AUGAAUGUUCAUCUUGCAAUACUAUUUCUGUCAGCAAUAGGCGUGGUGCUGGUCAGUUACGUGGACUCUCGUCCCAGGAAGGCCAAAAGACGUGGCCGUUGCCAGCCUAAGAUGUUGGCGGAGUAUAAUUUGACAUUCUACGGAGAUUGGUCCCCCAAGACGUUUCCUCGAUUUUAUCCUCGUGUCAGACCCCCAGCACAGUGGUCAAAACUCGUCGGCCGUUCUCAUGACAGUACUUAUCAGUUGUGGACACUGGGUGGGAACGCCAGCGAUGCAGUUAAGGCCUUUGCUGAGGAUGCUGACUCCUCUACGCUGGACCAAGACGCGCAGGCGUAUAGAGGCAUCUUUGAUUCGUUCACAGCCGCUCCGAUAGAGAGUGGGAUGGGAAGGUCCGCAGUCCGUUUUCUGGCAGACGGUCAACACACGAAGAUGUCUUUUCUUGUGAAAAUCGUCCCUAGUCCAGACUGGUUUGUAGGAGUUGCUUCCCUUGACCUUUGCCGAAACGGUCGCUGGAGGAAGGAAAUCACUGUGGACUUGGCGCCACUUGAUGCUGGGACUGAUCAGGGACUGACGUUUACAUCUCCGAACUGGCCAAACGUACCAACCGACCCUAUCAGUGAGAUCACUAAUACACAACCCAACCAUCCAGCCAGCGCAUUCUUUUACCCGGAAAAGGAAACACUUCCGAGAAUAGGCCAUAUUGUUAUCACGGAAGUUGCCGAAUACAGGCGGCGGGGACGGAAGUUAGAUUCAUCGCCAACAGGACCGAACGUGGUAAUAUUUGAUCCAGAAGAGGAUGAAGAUUAUCAAUACUAUGGUUUAAAAACUGGUAGUCUAACUCAAUCAUCUGGAUCACCACACGAAGAUGAAGGUGGCAAACCACAAGAUUGUACGGUAUCAGAGUGGAGUGAAUGGUCACCGUGUUCAAAGACAUGUGGCUUCGGAAUUCAAACGAGAUCACGUGAUGUAAUCCUGUUUCCGGUAAAUGGAGGGUACGGAUGUCCAAAACUAACAGAACAAAACACGUGUGGGAGCAUGCGCAAAUGCAAAUGGGGACAUUUUGACUAUCUAUUUAAAAGGUCUGGUUGA
This is a messenger RNA of Ylistrum balloti, 1089 nucleotides long. Its product is annotated as spondin-2-like. Gene Ontology annotation, cellular component: plasma membrane. The transcript is spliced from 4 exons. The record is from RefSeq and is a predicted model, not a curated record. Lineage: Eukaryota; Metazoa; Mollusca; Bivalvia; Pectinida; Pectinidae. The coding region runs from base 1 to 1089 and encodes 362 amino acids. Gene Ontology annotation, biological process: actin cytoskeleton organization.